UUUUAAUUUACACUAAUGCCACUGCCACCUCUUAUUCCGCCAGAUCCACCACCGUCUCCGCAACACUGAUCCACCAACCGUCACCGGAGAAGAAACAUUCAGCAAAUUAGAAAAUGGCGACGAAGAACACGAAGCAGAACAUGUCCGUGUUGUUAACUAAGCUCGGAGAUCGAGAUACUUUCACAAUGGCGGCUCGAGAGCUUGAUUUAAUGGCUAGACAGAUUGAUCCUUCCUCCUCCGGGAAUCUCCAGUCGUUUAUCUCCGUUAUACUCUCCGCCGACACCGGAGAUAAACCGGCGGUUCGUAAGCAUUGUAUUCACUUGCUCUCUGUUUUAUCAGUUUCUCUUCCUCUCAAUUCUCUGUCUCCUUUCCUCUCUAAGAUCCUUACUCGCAUCACGAGACGUCUCCGUGAUCCAGACUCUUCGAUUCGAUCAACUUGCGUCGCGGCUGUGUCGGCGAUCUCUUCACGUACGACGAAGCCUCCGUUUUAUUCGGCGUUUAUGAAGCCGUUAGCGGAUACGCUUUUCACUGAGCAAGAGGUUAAUGCGCAGAUCGGAGCUGCGCUUUGUCUCGCGGCGGCGAUUGAUUCGGCGUCUGAUCCGGAUCCGGUUCGGUUAGGGCAGACACUUUUGCCUAGACUUGAGAAGCUGGUGAAGUGUAAUGCGUUUAAGGCGAAAUCGGCGGGAGUUGUUGUGAUCGGAAGUGUGAUUGGUGCUGGUGGUUUGUCUGGAACCACUUUGAGCUCCGGUGGAUUGAAAGGACUUGUGGAUUGCUUAUUGAGCUUCUUGGUUAGUGAAGAUUGGGCCGCGAGGAAAGCAGCUGCUGAAGCUUUGGGGAGGUUAGCUACAAUGGAGAGAAAUGAGUUAGGUGAGUUCAAGGCUAAAUGCUUGAAGAUCUUCGAAAGCAGGAAAUAUGAUAAGGUGAAAGCUGUGAGAGAGGUGAUGAAUCAGAUGAUGGAGGCAUGGAAACAGGUUCCAGAUUUAUCAGAAGAGGUUUCUCCACCCAGAUCUAAUGCUUCUUCUAAAGGUGAUGCAAGUGAUGGACGAUACCCUUCCGGAUCUAGAGUUGCUUCAACACCGGCUAAAUCAAGAACUCAUAUAGUUAACAGAUUGACUCCACCGGGGAGUUCACUAGCCACCACGGCUAGGAAACAGGCUAGCAGAAAAAGCAUUGAUCAGAAGAAAACCAGUCUAACGGCAUCACAUACAAAACCAAACGUGAGGAGAAGAUUGGACUGGAAAGCUGGAGGAGCUAGUAUUCCUACUGGUGUGCCUCUUGAAGACGAACAACAUCGUGACCAUAACGAGAACGCAAAGGAAACGAGUCAUUCUAGUCACAAUACGAAUCAGAAGCUAGGAGGUGUUUCCAGUUCUCUUAAUGGCAAUAUCCCACCAUCCGGUGCUACAAUGGUAACAGGGCAUCAUGUCUUGUCUGAAAACCCAAAUAGUAGUAACUGCAAAGGGUUUGAAGAUAUAUCUCUGAUCCGUAAUCAGCUUGUUCAGAUUGAACAACAGCAAUCCAAUCUAAUGGAUCUUCUUCAGAGAUUUGUCGGAAGCUCACAACACGGAAUGCGUGGUCUGGAAACACGAGUUCACGGUUUAGAACUUGCGCUGGAUGAGAUAUCUUAUGACUUGGCGGUUUCAAAUGGGAGAAUGAGUAACGGUUCAAGCAGAAACAACUGUUGUCUCCUUCCUUCUGGAAGUUUCAUCAAAUCUAAAUUCUGGAAGAAACACGAUUCGAAGUAUUCAGCAUCGAGAAUGUCCACUUAUAGGAGCAGAAAUGCAGAAGCCACAGGGAUACAAAACUCGAGGCAUCGGUUUAAUGGCUCUCCUGGAUUUAUAGUCAACCCAUUAGCUGAAAUUCGACCAGAUAAUGGAUCUGCAGGAAUGCCUCACAAUUGAGGGACGAAGAGAAACAAAACAUUGAGAAGCUUCUGAGACUUAAAACCACUGUGUGAAUGUGGUGAUUCAUACUGAUUGCUAAGUUAUUAUAUAUAUUACUUCCUAAGUUCUCAUUCGUUUUAGUAUCUCUUUUUUCUUGAAAGUAAAUUCUACUAAUUAGAUUGAGUUCAAAGAUAUCUUCAAUGUCUCUAAUGAGUUCUUUGCUGAAAUUUCUCUUGUGUUGCUUGUUUUCAUGGUGACUUGGUGAGUUUGCGUUAUGAGGUUAAUGAGUUUCAAUUUUCAUGUAAUAUAUUACAAAUGAUGAA
Molecule: messenger RNA, 2206 nt
Organism: Arabidopsis arenosa
Lineage: Eukaryota; Viridiplantae; Streptophyta; Magnoliopsida; Brassicales; Brassicaceae
Source: the annotation of a GenBank genome assembly